CUGGUUACGAGUCUAAUCACCUUGCACUUAUGGUGCUAUAGAUGCCACAUCGUUUCUGCGACGAUCAUUCGGAUGGUACUCUAACAAACUUCGGUCGUCACAAAAACCUUAUUGUUUCUGCCACGAUGGCCUGCCACGUCUACAUUUCCCACUGGAUUUGUCUUCGUCUACGGCCUUGAUCACUUUACUAAUAAAAAUGAACUUUUGGAAGGGUUCCUCUGGGCAAGAAUGUUUUCUUGGGUAUAAAUACAUAUAGAUGGAGGUCCCACCUGGCUUCAUAUUCCUCACUCAGAUAAUCCCUCGGGCUGUACUUCUGCCUGCUGUAGCCUUUGGGGCCAGCGGCUUAGUUCUCGGCGAUGCGAUUCCUCGCUGGCUGCGGAUUUCAGCUAGUCUCCUAGCGCCUCAUGUAGCUGUCUAUCUCAAGACCAUCGUCGACGGGUACUCUAACCAGCGGAAAGCAAAGGCGAGAGGUGCCGUUCUUCCUCCCAGAGUACAGAACCGCUGGCCUGCGGGUAUAGACCUACUUGUGGAGCUCCUUGACAAUCUCAAACAUGGUUAUAUGGGCGAGACACAGGAGAGGUUGUGUCAAGAAUAUGGGUACACUAUCCGUCUUAGAAUGUUGUUUGAAGAUAAGGUGCUCACGGCGGAGCCGGAACACAUCAAAGCAAUCCUAUCGACCAAAUUCAACUCUUUCGGGAAGGGUGCGUACAUAGAGUUUAUUACCCGCCCCCCCAUUGACCUCACCACCCAUGGUGUGAAGGGGCCGUAUCCUGGGAUCCAAUUUCAGUCCUUACUGGGAACAGGGGUUUUCAACGCUGAUGGUGGGCACAACUAUAAAUCCGUUUUUGCCCUAGCUCAAUCUUCAAUGACAGGCGACGCGUGGAAAUUUCACCGCUCUAUGACUCGUCCUUUCUUCAGCAAGGAUCGUGUCAGCGACUUCGACAUAUUUGAGAAGCACGCGGACGACGCUAUCAGGCAGAUCAAAAUCCGGUUGAGGGAGGGGUAUCCUGUGGACUUCCAGGACAUGAUAUCCAGAUUUACCAUGGACUCUGCGACGGAAUUUCUGCUUAGGAAAGGAUGGCUCAUUUAUCCAUCGUCGUCGCCCCUUUCCAAGGAUCCGGCUAUCCUUCGGCACCCAGCAAAUCAAUUCGCUCAUGCUUUCCAUGAAGCUCAGGUUUCUACUAUACCUCGUGGGCACGUCGGCGCGUUGUGGAGAAUGAUAGAACUCUUUGGGGACAAAGUCAAGAAACAUAUGAAGAAGGCGGCGAGCAAUAGUGGAUCUUUGAUUGGUAGCGCCCAGGACAAGGACGUACAGGAGGGCAACACUCUGCUCGAUCAUCUAGUCAAUUGCUCGGAAGAUCAUGUCCUAAUUAGAGAUGAGACCAUAAACAUCCUACUUGCAGGCCGUGACACAACUGCAACGACUUUGACGUUUGUCAUCUACAUGCUAUCUCAACAUCCCCAGGUAAUGCACCGUCUUCGGGAGGAGAUCCUGAACAAAAUCGGACCCUCAAAGCGACCUACGCACGAAGAUAUGCGCGAUUUGAGGUACAUGAGAGCGGUGAUUAAUGAAACGCUUCGCCUAUAUCCACCCGUGACAAGUCGUGAAGCAACAGUGUUGCCCGCCGUCAACGGCGGCGACCCUAUGUUUAUUCCGGCUGAUACUCUCGUCAUGUAUUCUGUAUUUGUGAUGCAUCGCAGAAAGGACCUAUGGGGGCCUGACGCUCUCGAAUUUGAUCCCGAUAGGUUCUUGGAUGAACGACUCCAGAAGUAUUUGACUCCCAACCCAUUCAUUUUCCUUGCUUUCAAUGCUGGUCCUAGAAUAUGUCCUGGUCAACAGUUUGCAUACAACGAGAUGUCUUUCUUCCUCGUUCGGUUGCUUCAGAGCUUCUCGUCAGUAUCACUGGAUUUGAAAUUGCAGACACUUCCACCGACGGAAUGGGCCAAUGAACCUGGACGGAAAGGUGCAGACAAGGUUGUUUUCAAGGCACAUCUCACAACUUAUGUUCAAGAUGGCUUGUGGGUGAGAAUGGAAGAAGGGCCACUCGCAUAAGGGAGGUGUGUAUGUGAACGGCGCACACACCCUGUAUGUUUAGAGCCUGUAUAGUCCAUGUACUUGGUAGCUGUUGGAAUUGGGGAAGCGCGGGUCGCGCCCGACAAGGUGUUUAGCACUGUGCUUUCUCUGAGAAGAAAAUCCAUUAUUUAUUGUGUCUUUGUACGCCAGAUACUCGUCAGGGACGUUUAC
Molecule: messenger RNA, 2245 nt
Organism: Suillus paluster
Lineage: Eukaryota; Fungi; Basidiomycota; Agaricomycetes; Boletales; Suillaceae
Product: cytochrome P450 monooxygenase pc-3
Exons: 16
Coding region: 257-2053 (598 amino acids)
Molecular function (GO): monooxygenase activity; heme binding; oxidoreductase activity, acting on paired donors, with incorporation or reduction of molecular oxygen
Source: RefSeq, a predicted model, not a curated record